UCAAUGUCAAUAUUACUGACAAUUCUCAAAUAAGACGAGAUGAUAUCAUAUCUUUAGAAAAUGUUCAGAGAAUAGUUAUUCUUAUAAUACCAAAUUACGAUUGAAUAUGCAAUCAUGGCGGACCGGCUUCGUCAGAUGGCCCAGCGGCUGAAAGAUAAAGUACAUAUGGUACAAAUAAGUUCAAACAGCCGUGAAAAAGCUGACCAGUUGAUUACCAAGUAUGUUCCAGCUACUAAGAUGAAUGAAAUCGCAGAAAAAUUUAAAUAUACAAGUGUGUCUCAAAAAGUGCAAGAUCUAGUUUCAAAAUAUGAAAAGUUCACGGGAGUUGAAGAGAUAAUGGCUAUUCAGAAUACUGUUAUUGAAGCUCAGGAAAGAUUCAUUGAUGCACAAGAAAGGCGCAGAGAGCUUGGCAGGGAGCUGGCUUCUAUUGAAGCACGCUUAAAAGAGCUGCAUGCUGAAAUGCAGAAUACUAUGAAAGGAGAUGAAAAAUAUCUACAACUCUGCACAGAAGAACACAAGUUAAUCAUACAAGAGAGAGCACUGCGAACACUUUUUUCGGAUGCAGAAAGAGAGGAAAGGGAACUUUUCGCCACGAUGUCUGCAGCGGUGAAGCUAGGCCAUGAACGAGAGAGGGCACAUGCUGAACGUAACAAAUACUGGUACAUAGUCGCUUCUAUAUUUGGUACAGUGUUAGGUAUAGCUGGUUCAACAAUCAAUAACCGUUUAAAAAUGGCGGAGUUCCGUGACAUGAUGGAGCAACAGAUGGCGCGCAGUGCCAGCGUGCUCUACACCAUCGCGGGCGGCGGCAGCGCCAGCAAAGCCGAUAUCACUGAAGCUAUGAAAACUGAAUUCGCUUAUCAGGAACAACUUGCACAAAACCUACAACUUAUGCAAGAAAAUAUAAAUCAUCUAGUCAAUAAACAGUCAUCAUUAAUAGAACAUUUAAAUCAUCAAGAACAUGUUGUGGAAACUCAAAUAAAAGAACUAAAACGAUUGGUAGUCGCAGCGUCGCAGACCAGCGCCAAAUCGGAUGCGGAGCUCGCCAAAGCCCUAAACGCCGUUCACCACGAUCUAGACGAUGUCGAAAAAGAAAAAGAUGAUCUGCAUCAUAAAGUUAUAUUAGAACCGAAUCAAAUUUUUACUGGAAUUGGUAUAAUAAUAUGUGCUGCUGUUAUUUUCGGCAGUAUAAUGGGUCGCGUCAGCUGAGUAAUACAUGCAUAAUGGUUAAUUUGCUUGUCUACACUUUGAAUACUUAAUCUUUGCCUUCGAAUUUUAUCAGGUGGCAGCACAAUUUUAUACUGUCAAUACAAAAGUGUUUUAAGGAAUUACAGAAAUCAUUUUCAUUGUGAUAUGUGUUCAACAAAUAAACUUCUUUAUUAAUAACGUUAUAUAAUAAUUAGCUUAGAUUUUGAUCCAUCACGAAUAUUUUCGUGUCAGUUACAAGCACGUAUUCGUAACGUCGUCGACUAUGAGAUUUGUUGGUGUACGUUACGCCCGGUAGUGGCGCUAUACAAAACUAAUACAAAUUAUGUCGAAAUCGUUAAGAGAACGUUCUUAAGAAUGAGCCCUAAGUUUUUACGAGCAUUUUUGUUUGUAUCAAUAAAAAUAGGCUGAAUAUGUUAUUUGUUAGGCCUACUUAAUAUCUUUUUGUAUUAUAUCUUAAUAUUUU
Messenger RNA from Papilio polytes (common Mormon), 1669 nucleotides. Its product is annotated as coiled-coil domain-containing protein 51-like. Bases 115 to 1206 code for a protein of 363 amino acids. The transcript has 6 exons. The record is from RefSeq and is a predicted model, not a curated record. Lineage: Eukaryota; Metazoa; Arthropoda; Insecta; Lepidoptera; Papilionidae.